CACUUUGCUCUCUGAUUUUUGACUCUCCCAUUUUUUAUCUUUAACCAAUAGUUGCUGUUAAACUCGUAAAUCCUCAAUCGUCUGUCACCCUUUAUUUACAUCACAAGCAUUUGAAUCUUUGUUUUAUUUCUAAUUCUAACCAAAUUGUAUGUUUUAUUUGUUAAAUUGCUUGUCAUUUAAUUAAUUAAUUCUUUAAUUGUGUUUAUUACUAUUACUUCGAUACUUACAUUGGAUGGUCAACUUGUCGUCAACCUUAAAUCGUGGUGCAUUUUCCUCUCUAUAACUGUUUUGAAUUUUCGCUUUCUCUUUUGGUCAAAGAAUCGUGUUAACAGUUGUUUUUUUGAUUUAUUUUCAUAAACCUGAGUAUUCAUAUUGACGUGGAUUAACGAUAAAAUCAACUUUAAUCAAUAUUCACACACAAACUAAAGUUAAUGAGAUAUAAUGGUCGACAAUAAUGUGGAUAAAAGUGAAUCAGGUGAUCAAGUAAAUACUGUCGUUGAAAAGGAAUCACUUGGUGAAUAUAUACGAGAAUGUGAAGACAAAUUUCAACAAAAAGCUGAACUAAGAGCUCAAAAUGAACGUCCAGAUUAUACCAGAGCAGAGGAAGAUCUUCAAGGAUUAGACUUUGGUGCUAAAAAGAGCUGUGCAUUCGUUAAAAAGCUGCGUAACAUGACAGAAGGUCAAAAGGAAAGUCUUAUUAAGGAUAUGUUAUCAUUAAAUUUAUCCAAAUAUAUAUCUGAAGUUGCUGGUGCUUUGGUCGAAGCUAAAUUAAAAAUGUCCGAUAUUCCUAUGGCAAUCAAAAUAUGUUCACUUUUACAUCAACGUUAUUCAGAUUUUUCAUCUCAACUAUUAGAUUCAUGGAAUAAAAGUUUACCCAAAAAACCAAGUGAUUUGGCAAAUUUAAAUUUAUCCAAAAUGAGAAUUGAUAUAAGAUUUUUUGCUGAACUUAUAACAUGUGGAAUAUUUACAUUGAAAGAAGGUCUUCCCAUACUUGGUAAUCUAUUAACUCUUCUGGUAACCAGUGAUAAAGAAAAUCAUAACAAUAUCAAUAUAAUAUUAACAUUUUGCCGUCAUUGUGGUGAUGAUUAUGCCGGUUUAACUCCACGUAAAAUGCGUAUAUUAUCUGAUAAAUAUGGUAUUUCAUUGGUUAAAAGUGAUUUUUUAGCAUCUGAUCGUCAAAGAGGAUUAAGAAAUCUUUUAAAAGAUUAUUAUAAAAGUUUAGCAAGUCACAUAGUUCGUGAUCAUAAAUCAUUACAAUCAUUGGAGCGACAAAAUCGUCGUACAUUAAUAUCUAAAGGUGAAUUAAGUGAGAAAAGGAAGGAAAAAUUUGAACAAGCUCAAAUAGCUUUUCAAAAAUUAUGGUCAGCAACUCAACAAAUGGCCGAUAUUUUGGAUGAAGAUUUACCUGAAUUACCUUUAGAUGCUCCAGAUUGCCUGGACGAUGAACAAUUUGUGGUUGAAGAUCACAAUAUCAAGAACACAGCAAUUGACUGUGACAUUUCGUCUGAAUACGAAUGUGACUCUUUAUGGAGUAAAGUUGAUUCAAUAAUUACAAGAUCUGUGAAAAAAUUGCUGCCAAACUCUUUUUUUCAAGAGAUCACCAAAAUUGUCCCAUGGACAAACGACGUUGAAACCAAAUCUCUUCCCUCAUCUCAAUAUACACUCGCCCAAGUUGCUGAACAUUGUACAGUCUAUGAUUGUUGGAUUGUCCUUUUCGACAAAGUCUAUGACGUUACUGAUUUUAUGUAUGAGCAUCCUGGAGGUGAUUAUAUAAUAGCAGAAAACGCUGGUCGUGAUGCUACAAAUGCUUUUUCAAACUCAAGACACAGUAAAGAUGCAUAUGAUCUCAUGGAAAAAUAUUGCAUUGGAAGUUUGGUUCCUGCCGAUUGUUUAUAUAGUCUUGAUUAUUAUCAAAAAUUGUGACACGAGAAUGUUUUCAAGACGCCAAAAAGUCGAACAAAAUCUACUUCAAAAGCUCGUUCUUUUUGCUACUCAAACCCAAUCCAGUUCGCCGAACUGAAAUUGGGUAUCAUUGGCAUUAUGUUUCUUUCAAUUAUUAAUCAAAAUGAACGAAUCCCAAAGUUUAUUUAAUUCAUACAAUUCUUAUCGAUAAUCCAUUGUAUAAGUAUUAAGAUCAUAACCUUGAUUCCUAACCAAUCAUUCUUGUCAACAAGUUGACAAGAAGUUAUAUUUUUCACCUUACAAAUCAACUCUUAAUAGAGUCUUAAUCAAUGUAACAGUAAUCAAAUCUUUUUUAACCAAAACCACAAUUAACACUUAAAAGGGAAAUCAAAUGUAAAUCAAUUUCAAAUCAAUUUCGUAUGAAAAUUUUACUAAUAAAAUUGUGUUAAUUUUUUAUCAAAAUCAA
Tetranychus urticae (two-spotted spider mite) is the source of this 2368-nucleotide messenger RNA. RefSeq names its product regulator of nonsense transcripts 2. Gene Ontology annotation, molecular function: protein binding; heme binding; RNA binding. Gene Ontology annotation, cellular component: cytoplasm; exon-exon junction complex. NCBI's taxonomy places the organism in Eukaryota, Metazoa, Arthropoda, Arachnida, Trombidiformes, Tetranychidae. Gene Ontology annotation, biological process: nuclear-transcribed mRNA catabolic process, nonsense-mediated decay. The record is from RefSeq and is a predicted model, not a curated record.